Vidua chalybeata is the source of this 3923-nucleotide messenger RNA. It is a transcript of the gene OTOA, whose product is annotated as otoancorin. The coding region runs from base 1 to 3405 and encodes 1134 amino acids. Gene Ontology annotation, cellular component: cell surface. The transcript is spliced from 29 exons. Lineage: Eukaryota; Metazoa; Chordata; Aves; Passeriformes; Viduidae. The record is from RefSeq and is a predicted model, not a curated record. Gene Ontology annotation, biological process: cell-matrix adhesion.
AUGUCCAGACUUUUGAAGAUGUGUUUCUUGUUGAUAUCAAUGAAUCAUGCCAAGAUUACUCACAGUCAGAACUCUGAAGAUUUGCCUCCAUUGUUACACAAAGCUGUGGAGGAAGUAAUAGCUGGGAAAUACCUGAAUGCCCUCCUAGAUAUACUUUAUUUCCAAAGCUCUAAUGUCUGGACGGCAGAUCUGCUUACAAAAGUCAUGGCAUAUUUUCAUGCCCAGGAAAUUAUGUUUACUCUUAGCAGCCUUCAGAUGUCCAUAAAAAGUUACCUGAAGAACCUUUUAUACCAACCCAGGCAACUAUUGUCUGAAUUGCAACAGCUUGAUCAGCAGCAGUUCCAAACUGCAAUGAAGUACCUCUUCAACAGCAAAAAGGAGCAUCUUGAAAUAGGAAAUAUUAUUCUUGACUGGGGCAAGACUAGGGAGAGAAUUUUUCAAAGCCCAGGAGUAAACAGGACCUUGUUCCUUGUAACACUGGAUAAAUGCUUCCUGGCUCUGAGUGCCCUGGACUGUGUGGAUAUCCUGAGUCAGGUUCUGCGUGUGUCAGCAGUGAACUAUCUCCAGCCUGAUGUCAUUGGGAGUCUCCCAAACCUUCUGCUGGAGGAUGCUUUCAGAAACUUAUCAUCAUUAUUCAAGGACCUCUAUGACAGAACCUCAGCAAGCACUCAGAGAGCUCUCUAUAGCUGGAUGAAGCAGAUUCUACAGAAAUCUUACAACAUGAGUGAGUUCAAUGAAUCAACUUCUUGGGUCAGUGCAGAAAGCUUAUGGAUUUUGGGAAGAUACAUGGUCCAUCUCCCAUUAGAAGAAAUUCUGAAAAUUAGUCUCAAUGAAAUCAGACUGUUCAUUAGCUACGACAACGCAACAAAGCAGUUGGACACAGUGUAUGAUAUCACACCAGAGCUUGCACAGGCCCUCCUGGAAAGGAUAAACUCGUCAGGAUUUGAUAUGAGGAACACUUCAACUAUCUACAGGCUGGGUUUGUUGGUUUGUUUUUAUGAGGACCUGGAACAGAUGGAUGCAGCUGUGGCCCGGGCUCUACUUCAUCAAAUGAUUAAAUGCAAUCAGCUGAGAGGUUUCCAGGCCGAGGUUCAUGAGCUCAAAUCUCAGCUCCUGAACAUUGCCAUGCAAAACCAGACAUUGAACGAUACCCUUGGAUCUCUAUCAGAUGCUGUGGUUGGACUAACUUCAAGUGAGCUGGAAUCUCUGUCACCUGAAGCAGUGCAUAAUGCUGUUGCAACAUUAAACCAAGUCUCUGGGUGGGCAAAGAGCCAAGUUAUGAUUUUAUCCAGUAAAUACCUCUCUUACGAAAAGGUUUUAUCAUUUUACAACGUGAGCCAAAUGGGGGCCUUGGUGACAGGAAUUGGCACCCGGUCACUGCACAGCAUGAACCCCAGGGAGCUGGCUCAGAUUAUUCGAGGCACAACAUCCCAGUACUUGUCUGACUUAUCUCCUGCACAGCAACAGGGCAUCCUCAGGAAGAUUGCUGCAUCUGGAGAUUUUUCUUCAUCAGUCAAAGAUAUACAAGGAGCUUUCUUUAAAGAAGUCUCCCUUUCUGGUUUAUGGAAGCAAACUGGAUAUAAUUCUUCAGUGCUGAAAGAAAAAGAACUAAGAAGCAGCCAGGCUUUGUAUCUGUAUGAAUUACUGUCCAAGGAGAACUCUCCCGUUGACCUUGUAAGCACAGGACAGCUUGUGAAAGGAGUAACUUGUCAACUCUUUGAAAGUAUGGACACAAACAUAUUUUUAAACAAUUUUAAAUUCUUUGAAAUUAAUCUUCAUCUGCUUUCUCCAUAUCAGGUUAAUUGUUUGGCUUGGAAAUUUUGGAAAGUCUCCAAUGCAUCCAUUCCUCCCUUCCUCUUACUGGCACUUCCUUCUGAGUACCUGGAGUAUGUUACAGGCCCUUUGUGUGUCCCUUUCCUUGAACGUGUGGGGAAGACUGGAAUGGACCUUCUGAACCCAAGCCUUCACAAAAGGGAUGCUGUCCUGCAAAAAGUACAGGAGUGCUUGAACAGCUCCAUUGCUGAUGAAUAUGAUGUUGACCUCCUUGGAAAUCUAAUCUGCCACUUACCUCCAGCCUUUAUACAUGGCAGAAUGUCCCUGAAGGCAAUGGCAGCAGCCCUACAUCAAUUCAAACUUUGCCAACAGCUCAGCCACGAGCAGAAGACUGAAAUUAAAUACAAACUCCUUCAGUUAUAUGGCUCCUCAAACAACUGGACAUCAGAAACAACAUUAGAUGUUGGACCAUUCAUAGUUAUGUUGUCAAAAGAGGAAUUAAACAUCCUUGCUGAAAAGUUCCCAGAUAUCAUUUUACAAAUAGCAAAGACAAUUGGACCAGUUUCUUCAGCUGAAGAGCUUCUGUCAGCUGUGUUCGAGUCAGUCUCCAACGGCACUGGCAGCGUCCGCCUGUCUCUCAGCAGAGCUGAUUGCCUGAGAACCAGAGCUCCUUCUUCAAAUGAAAUCAUUAAAUUAGGAGAAGCAAAUGUCUUUUGGUCAGUUCAGGAACUGAAAUGCAUGGAUCCAGGGACUUUUGACAAAAAUGUGGAACUUCUUGGGGGUAUCUCAGGUUUUAACAGCUCCCAGCUGACUGCCUUGAAGGAAAAAGCCAAGCAGGUCUGGGGGUUUCUGUCAGACUGGAGGAGUUACCAAAUCAUCUCCCUGGGCCGCAUUGCUCUGGCACUCACUGAACAGGAAAUCACAGAGCUGGACCUGCACUCCAUCGACACCAUUUCUGUUCUUAGUCAGCAAACAGGGUGGACUUUUACCCAGGCAAGAGCUAUUUUGCAAGGUUUUCUAGACGACUCUGGCCAGACCAUCAGCACAUUAAAAAGUUUUGAUUUAGUUGGAUUAGGAGCUGUUCUCUGUGCUUUGAACUCCACAGAAAUCACAUCCAUAAGGACUGUUGAAUUCAGUGCUGCAAUUGCAAGAAUUGGCCUGUUGUUUUGUAGCACCCCUGUCCUGAGGCAGUUUAAGAAGAUGACAGAAUCUGUGUUUGGUGCUGCUACCAGCUGGAAUGGCUCUGUUUUACAGGAAAUUGGCACUAUAGCAGGUGGUUUGAAUGAGGAUGAAUUAAAAGCUUUUGAUAAAAGCUUGAUGCCGUAUUUCCAGCCAUCAGCAGUAAGACAUAUACCUCCUGAAAUUUUCCAAGCAUUGUCUCCAGAGCAAAUAGCAAACCUGGGCCCUGAGAACGCCGCCAUGGUUACAGGAUCACAGCGGGAGCAUCUGGAUGCAUCACAGCUCCAGAGCCUGGGGCUGGCACUGGAUGGAGCCAGGACCAGCAGCCCAGGGACACAGAGCACUGCAGGAUCUCCCCAGCAGGGGCAAACCCCGGCUCCCAGUGGUGCUCCUUGUUUGAGCGGCUUUGGCAUCUGGCUGUGUGCUGUGUUUACACUGCACCUGCCUUUCUGAACCCUCAAGGGCUGAGCCUGAGUGUCCUGGAGCUUACAACAGAGAUGCUAGAGAUAAAAGAGUGUCAGCUCAACUUGAACAUUAGAAUCAAGAGGCUCUGAGAAUUCUGAGUACAGAGUGGUUAAAUUCUCACAAGGAAGACCCUCAUCGUUAUGAGAACUAUCUCCUUUCCAUAGCUUUACCAUUAGCAAGUAACACAGUAUCCCUCCAAAUACUUCGAGUUUAAAAACUGGAAAUGGCUUAUCUGUCUCAUGAGAAAAUCACUGAAAUAUAGGAUUGUGUGUUGGGUAGGAAUUUGAAUUAUAGGGGGGACAGGUAGCAGAAGACUGUUAUUUGGAGGCUGAUGUCUGAUACCCAGUUUUUUACAUGGGCUAAUUUGGUCACACUGUUGUAUCCUUUUGUUGGGUUUUCUUUUAUUUCAAGUUUACAUUACCUGGGGAGGGGCUAUCCUUCUGUGUGGUGUAGUAGAAACUGCACUAAAAGUUACUGCUGUUACAAUAAAAUAGCUUCAUCUCAGA